Messenger RNA from Drosophila hydei, 16686 nucleotides. Its product is annotated as midasin. The transcript has 13 exons. Bases 67 to 16524 code for a protein of 5485 amino acids. Gene Ontology annotation, biological process: rRNA processing; ribosomal large subunit assembly. Gene Ontology annotation, cellular component: nucleus; preribosome, large subunit precursor. Gene Ontology annotation, molecular function: ATP hydrolysis activity; ATP binding. The record is from RefSeq and is a predicted model, not a curated record. Lineage: Eukaryota; Metazoa; Arthropoda; Insecta; Diptera; Drosophilidae.
AUUCGCAUUGUUCGUUUCGAAUUGUUGCGCAUAAAAUUUAGUUUUAAUGCAAUCGAGUAGUAAAAUAUGGACAUAAAUAUUAACAAGCUGCGACGCAGCGUUCAACAGCUGUUGCAGCUUAUUGCGAAAGAACAGCAGGAUGAUGUGUUUGCAUUGAAUUUAAAGAAGUUCCUAAAGAAGAAGCUGUAUGCUGAACAGGAUGUGGAUCGAUUGUUUAACAGUCUUAGCGAACAAUUAACUUCGUCUGAUUAUACGCUACCUCUAGCUUUGAGCUUCGAAGAGCACCUGUUAUUACUUUUGACCAUGUCACUGCGUUCAAAUCCGUCAGUUCAAACAGAGAAAUAUAGGUCGGAAUGUAUUGCUUUGGCUAAGUUAUUGCAGCUAUCAGUGGCUGCCAGGAGAUUUGCCAAAAGCUACUUUCGAAAUCGGGCUGCACCAUUCGAGGAGAUACAGGUGCAGCUGCCUAUCAAGAAAUCUAAAAGAACGCAUACAAAUGGCACUAUGGAACCGACAGACCGAACAUCUGGUUUGGAGUUAAUCAAAUGUUGUUAUCAGCUCCUAAAAAGCGAUGUAGUCUACUACAGAGAGCUCUGGGAUUGGUCGCAAUUCCUUGCCCACUAUACGAACAAACAAAAAGCAUGUCCGCUAACACAGCUCUAUAUGAAUCACAUUCUGGCCUUGCUAUCAGAUAUGACCAGUACGCAACUGCAUGAUCUUAACAUACGUUCAGCAAUACCUAAUGCUGUGCAGAUGUUAUUUGAGCAGCAGCAACGGUUGCCUACACUUGUUAACUCCAACUCCAACUUACCCGAUCUGCCAGAGCAAAAGAUUAAGUUAAAACUAAAUCAAGCCAAUCAAAGUGUAAUCGACAUGGAAGGCGUGCUGCUGCCCAUAUUUAAUGAGGAUAAUCAAAAGUUCUAUGCUGAAACGGAUGGCUGCUACGAUCGCAUUGUUAAAGUGGAUUCAACGAGUGUAAAUUUACGUAGCAUUGCUCUAGGCGUAGCUGCUGCAAAACCCAUUUGCCUCUCCGGUCCAGUUGGCUGUGGCAAAACCACAUUAAUUGAAUACCUCGCACGGAAAACAGGGCGCAUUUGUCCCAAACCCAAGGAACUGGAAGUCCGUGAACAAGCACAAGAGGAGGAACUACUGAAACCCAAAAAAAAACAAAAGACACCAAAGAGUGCCGCUGGAAAGAGAAAAGUAGAAGAUGAAAUUCCGCUAGAGAAGUUAAUGGUGCUAGAGGAUGGCGAUGGAUUGGCACAGCGAAAUGGUUUCUUACGCAUACAGCUUGGCGAUCAGACGGAUAGUAAAAUGUUAUUGGGUCAAUAUCGUUGUACAGAUGUGCCUGGCGAAUUUGUUUGGUUGCCUGGUGUAUUGACACAGGCUGUCAUGCAUGGCUAUUGGCUGCUUUUAGAGGAUUUAGAUGCUGCUACACAGGAUACUUAUACGAUAUUAAGCAGUCUAUUAGAGCGCAAUUACUUGAGUGUACCUGGUUUUAGAGAUUGUGUCAAGGUGGAGCCAGGCUUUCAACUGUUUGUAACAGUGCGAACCAAUAAAUCGUCCAAUAAUUCCAGUCAAAAAUCCCUAUACUCUCUACUAGAGAAAUAUCUAUAUACCAUCAAUAUUUUACCACUUUCUCGCAACGAGCUAUGCAAAGUUGUUAGCACUAACUAUGCUAAAUUGGCAACUGUUGCAAAUCGCAUUGUGGAUGUCUUCUUGACCUUCUCCAGUGGAGAUCACACUGUUGCUGAUAAUUUACGUCAACAGGAGAGCGGAGAUAAGGCAGAUACCACUGAAAAGUAUGUAGCGCUACCUUUUGAACAAGUUGAACUGUCCAGCAUGUCCAACUCAGGACGUUUGGUAUCCACGCGGGAUCUCGUCAAGCUGUGUCAACGUGCAAAUGCUCAAUUUUCGGUGACAAGCGCUGAAUGCGCUUACUUUGUCUUCCAAAAUGCAGUCGAUGUCUUCUGCUCCUAUCUGCCACAGAGCAAAGAGAAGACAGCUUUGAUAACAAAUAUUGGCGCUAAGUUGGGCAUCAUUAGAUCGAGAUGUGAACAUUUUGCUAAUGAAUAUAAACCAGAUGUGGAAUUUGGAAAGCAAAGUUUUAAAAUUGGACGCGCUUUAUUGCCAACAAUGACUAUGGAAGAGGAGCUAAACGAAACACAAAAUGGCACUAAAAGACAAAAGCUUACAAUGCAAAGCAAAAAGACAAUCUUGAAGCCGGCCGCAAAACGUGCUACUUUUUCUUUUACACGCCUGGCCAGCUGCAUAUUGGAGCGCAUAGCAGUCUGUGUGAAUCACUCAGAGCCCGUACUUCUGGUGGGCGAAACGGGUGUAGGCAAAACGUCCUCUGUGCAGUAUCUAGCAGAGCGUACCGACCAUAAGCUCGUGGCUAUUAAUAUGAAUAAUCAAUCUGAUGUGUCGGAUCUAGUGGGCGGCUUUAAACCCGUCGAGCUGAACUAUGUGCUCGCCCCGUUGCGCUAUGAGUUUGAGCAUCUAUUUGGAGAGACCUUCAAUGUCGAUAAGAAUCAACAAUUUAUGCGCAUCUUUGCCACACACUUUAAUAAUGGGCGUCACAGUGUGAUUAUACGGACAAUGUUGAGUAUCACGAAUAGCAUGUUUAGCAAACCGGAGCAUAAGUCGAAUCCUCUGCUGCCACGCUGGCAAACGUUGCAUGAGAAGCUGCAGCGAUUGCAAAUGCAGCUGGACAAGAGCAUAAAUAUAUCGUUUGCCUUUAUACCUGGCUCCUUGGUCAAUAGCAUCAGCAAUGGUGAUUGGGUGCUGCUGGAUGAAAUCAAUUUGGCAUCGGCGGAGACACUCGAAUGCCUGUCUACCAUCCUUGAGCCGGAAGGUUCGGUUGUGCUAUUGGAACGUGGAGAUUUUAUGCCUGUGAAGCGGCAUCCAGAUUUUCGUAUAUUUGCCUGUAUGAAUCCCAAUACGGAUAUUGGUAAAAAGGACUUGCCUGUGGGCAUUCGCAAUCGCUUCACAGAGUUCUUCGUCGAUGAGCUGACCACAGAUGCAGACUUGGGACUGCUCGUGGGUGAUUAUCUGGCCAAUACUGGCAUUCAGCGCAAAUCGGUGCAUAGCAUUGUCCAGCUUUAUAAAUCCUUGCGACGCCUCUCCGAGCUGCAGCUCAAUGAUGGCCUUGGCAACCGCCCUGUCUACUCUCUGCGCACGCUCUGUCGUAGUUUGCGCAUAUGCGCACGGAAUCUGUGUGGUUCUAUUGAGCGUAAUCUGUAUGAGAGCUUCUGCUUAAGUUUCCUUACUCAACUGGAUCCGGAGUCACAUCAAAUGGUCUUGCUGCUCAUACGGAAUGCAUUGCUUCAGAACCCGAAAGCUGUGCUCAAUCAAUCCCUGCCCCAAUUGGGCGAAAACUAUCUACAAUUUGAAGGUUAUUGGAUACAGCGUGGUAGCUUGGAGCUGCAAUCUUGCGAGCAUUAUAUAUUGACAUCUAGCGUCAAGAAGAAUCUGCAGGAUCUAUCGCGUAUUAUCUCCAUUGGCAAGCUGCCUAUACUGCUGCAAGGACCCACCAGCGCUGGCAAGACUAGUCUUAUAGACUUUGUUGCCCGGAAGAGUGGCAAUCGCUGCCUGCGCAUCAACAAUCAUGAGCAUACGGACUUGCAGGAGUAUAUAGGCACCUAUGCAGCGGACCUUAACGGCAAGCUGAGCUUCCGGGAAGGUGUGUUGGUUCAAGCAAUGCGACAUGGCUAUUGGAUUAUCUUGGAUGAGCUGAACUUGGCUUCGACGGACAUUUUGGAAGCUUUGAAUCGCGUGCUCGAUGACAAUCGUGAGCUGUACAUUGCAGAGACACAAACGCUGGUCAAAGCGCAUCCCAAUUUUAUGCUCUUCGCCACACAGAAUCCACCUGGUCUAUAUGGUGGUCGUAAGACCUUAUCACGUGCCUUCAAGAAUCGUUUCAUUGAACUGCACUUUGCGGACAUACCACGAUCGGAGCUGGAAAUUAUAUUGGAGCAACGCUGCCUUAUACCAGCUUCAUACGCUCGAAAGAUGGUCCAGUGCAUGACACAGCUGCAGCAGCAUCGGAAGAAUACCUCCAAGCAGGUAUUUACGUUGCGUGAUCUCUUCCGCUGGGGAAAUCGCUAUACGCUAGCAGACAAGGCACUGCAGCUGGAUACGAAAUAUGAUUGGAAUCAACAUCUUAUAGAGGAGGGUUAUCUGGUCUUAUCCGCCAAGGUACGCACUGGCGAGGAACUGCAGCUGAUUGAGCAAACGCUGUAUGGAAACUUUAAGAAACGCAUCGACUUGGAACUGCUCUUCGAUAUAAAUACACAGCGAGAAACUUCCCCGGUUAGUCGAAAUAUAUUGGAAGCGAUUAAGAGUUUUAAACAGCGAGGAGACAUUGUCUGGACACGGAACAUGACACGAAUGGCAGUGCUUACGGCCAAGGCGCUACAGUUUGAUGAGCCGGUGCUUUUGGUGGGUCCCACGGGCUGUGGCAAGACAACGGUCUGUCAACUGCUGGCGAGCAUUGCUCAAGUGCGUCUGCGCAUACUGAAUUGUCAUAUGCACACGGAGGGUGCGGAUUUUCUGGGUGGCUUACGUCCUUGUCGUGGUCAGGAUAAUAAUACUCAAAAGCUAUUCGAGUGGGCAGAUGGACCGCUCAUCUAUGCCAUGCAGGAGGGCUCCUAUUUCAUGGCAGAUGAAAUAUCGCUGGCGGAAGAUUCAGUCCUGGAGCGACUUAACUGCAUAUUGGAGCCGGAACGUAGCGUGUUGUUGGCUGAAAAAGGAGGUGUUGUAGAGGAGCAGCUGGUAACUCCCAAUGAUGAUGGCGACUGCAAAACGAAUGAAGACUUUGUUGUGCAGGCCAAAGCGGGCUUUCAGUUUCUGGCCACCAUGAAUCCAGGUGGAGAUUUCGGCAAGAAAGAACUCUCACCUGCUUUGCGCAAUCGUUUCACCGAAAUCUGGUGUUUGCCCUCGGACAACAAAGAAGACCUCAUAGAGAUUGCCUACAAUUGUAUGCAGCGUGGCAUGGCGGCCAAUUCUCUGAAGGAUACCCACAAAAUGGCAGAAUAUCUAGUGGAAAUUGUACUCUACAUACGCGAUUCCAAUGAGAAAUUCAAGUUCUCGGUGCGUGAUAUACUUGCCUGGGCCAACUAUAUGGUCAGCAAUGCGCAUUUGACAUUCGCGGAGCAGGCCAUCUUUGGACUGGAGACCAUCUUUCUGGACGCUCUGGAAAUGUUGCCACAUGAGUCGCAGGCGCAAAUUGAGGAGCUAAAAUCGAGAAUUAUCGAAUAUGCUAUACAACAAGCAGCUGUCAUACUCUCAGAGAAAUUUGAAUUCGCACAGUUGGCUGAGAAACGUGGCCAGCAGGUGCAGCUGGAUGAGCAACAAUUUGGCAUACGUCCCUUUUACAUAGCUGUCAAUCCGGAGCGUCUGAUGUCCGCCGAUUCCAAUUUCCUAUUCGAUGCGCCUACAACCAAGCAAAAUUUAUUCAGAUUACUGUCUGCUCUCUCGCUGCAAAAGCCUGUGCUACUGGAGGGUCCUCCUGGAGUUGGCAAAACUUCCAUUGUGGAGAGCAUAGCACAUGCCAUUGGCUAUCAGAUAGUGCGCAUUAAUCUGUGCGAGCACACAGAUCUCGCAGAUCUCUUUGGCACUGAUCUGCCAGCUGAAGAUAAUUUGCUGGAGCGCGUUGAGGCCCAGAGUCAAUUGGGCAGCUUUAUAUGGCGCGAUGGUCCACUGCUGGCUGCGCUCAAAGCGCCCAAUACAUGGAUAUUGCUGGAUGAGUUGAAUUUGGCGCCACAAUCUGUGCUGGAGGGUCUCAAUGCAGUGCUGGAUCAUCGUGGCGAGGUCUAUAUACCGGAAUUGAACAAGAGUUUCCAUCUGACGAGCAGCACACGAAUUUUUGCUUGUCAGAAUCCGCUCAAGCAAGGCGGCGGUCGCAAAGGCUUGCCGCAAUCGUUCCUCAAUCGUUUCAACAAGGUUUAUCUGAGAAAGUUAAGCACAGAGGAUUUGCUGCAUGUGGUUAAUAAGAAGUAUGCCACAUACUUUGCACAGCUCAGAACAUACUUUGAAGAACUAGUGCAGCAGGAACAGCUGCCCAAAGGAAAUCUCUUUGAGCUUAACAAAGAACAGGAAGCUGCUGAAGUGGAGUUUGAUUUGGCUGCGCGCUUGGUGCGCUUCUCUGAGCUGCUGGAUCGCGGCGUUGCCUCCAUGGAGUUUGGCUACAAGGGUGGUCCCUUUGAGUUUAAUUUGCGCGAUAUAUUGCGCUGGUGUGAUCUGUUGCACAAUCCAGAGACAGGCUAUCUUAUGCUGCCCGGAGCCAGCAGCUACCACGUUGCCUUUCAACAGUUUCUACUCACGCUCUAUGAGCGCAUGCAACUGGUUUAUUAUCAGCGCAUGCGUUGCGAUCAGGAUAAGCUUUACAUACGCAACGCCUUCGCCAGCGUCUUCAAUUGCAAUGCGGAACAGCUGAAUGACAUUGCUGAGGAUGUUGCCAUCUACUGGACAGCGGAUAAAGUUUACCUCAAUGAUGUGGUGCUGCAGCGAUCGCAGUUGCCUCUAGGUGCUGCCACUCAACGCCAGGAACAGGCUCCAUUGUUGCUGGGAUCACAGCGACAGCUGCUCAAGCAAAUUGUCGAAACGGUGCAUAUGGAGAAGCCACUACUGCUCUGUGGUGCCACGGAUAGUGGCAAGACGAAGCUAAUCGAUGCUCUGUGUGUGCUGUCCAACAGCGUUUGCAACUCGGAUAACAUUGAUGAUUCUGUGACGGGCAGUUUUCAACAGAUCGAUUUAAAUCGUCAUUUGGAGGAAAUAUACAAGGCUGUGCAGGGUUUGGUGUUUGUUGCAGCUCAAACAGCUUUCAUACAGCAAACGGAAUAUGCUUUUGUGCAACAGCUGUGGGCUGCUUGGAGCAAGUACAAUCAGUUAUUAAAACUGAGCGCUGAAACCGCCCAACACACUGUUGCUGAGGAGCUGCAACUGUUCGAGCGUCGUUUGUCUGCUCUGGAGCAAAUCAUCUUAAAACUGUCACAAACUCCACGCAAAUGUCGUGUUCCACUCUUCAAUCAAUUACCGCACUACAAAUCGCAGCUGUCUCUACUGCAAGCCUACAUCAAAUCCGCAGAUUCACUUAAUACUGGCGGCUCCUUUGAGUGGGUGGAUUCUCGCAUUGUUACAUCUUUAAAGUGUGGACAGUAUAUCUUGUUGGAGCAUGUGAAUUUGUGCUCCUCAGCUGUGCUGGACCGCCUAAAUCCCGUCUUUGAGCCGAAUGGAAGUCUCUUGAUUGCGGAGAAGGGCAUCAGUGCACAGACUAGCGCCGAGGUGGUUCGCAAAGCUCCAAAUUUUCGCGCUUUUCUCACUGUGGAUCCGAAGAACGGCGAGCUCUCACGUGCCAUGCGCAACCGCUGCGUGGAGCUGUCUUUGAGCGUUUCAAAGGACGCCUAUAGCAUAGAUGAUAUGCGUGCUAUCGUCCAUGGCCAAGGCGUGCAGCAGAUAGCAGCUAUUGACUGCAUGCUCAGCAUACAUCGUGGCAUAAUUCAACUUACGGAAUUUAAUUCGUACACCAUCUCACAUCUGACUCAAUUCGCUUUCCUGAGUGCUGCCUAUAAAAGGAUUGGAUAUGAACUGAAGAGAGCUAUAUAUGUAGCUGCCAUGGAGGUUUAUGUGUACGCCGCCAGUAUGGACUUAAUGGGCUAUGGUCUGUCCUACUACCAGAACAAGCUGCGUGAAGUGGUGCUCACUCAUACAGAGAAUUUCGAGGGGAAUGAAGUACAGCAGUUGGAUUAUCUGAAUGACGUUAUAUUACGUACAGAUGAACUGAAUGAAUUGACGCUUAUAAAACUACAAGCAGCUGUCUUAAAGGUACUGUUGCAGACUUCCAAUGAGGAUGAGGAGCUGCCCAAGCAGCAGCUUCUAUCACUGUUUCAGCACAUGGAAGCGCUGGAUUUAAGUCAGCUGAAUGUGCGGCAGUUCAGACGUUACUUUAUUCACAUGCUCUAUGAAGUUUGCGCGUUUGAUGAGCUAGAAAUGCGGCAUCUGUAUCUGCAGCAAUGCCUAGAGGAGGAUACAGAAUUGCAGCAGCUCUCGACUAGCCUAUAUGACUGCCUGUUGCUUCAGGGCAAACAUUUCCGUAAUAAUCUAGUGGAAUUGCCUUGGCAUCGGAAACUCUUUCCACGUCUGCGUGACUAUGCUACGCAGCUGGAGGCGAGUGAUGCUAAGCCAGGUGCUGCCUUGGCACUCAGUGCAGCUCUGUUAGCCCAGCUACUGUUGGAAAAGAUACCUAAGAAAGCCUUAGCUAAACUUCAACACUUGGAUGCGCUGCAAUAUUCACAGGCCUUGAAGGAGAAGAAGAUCACAGACAAGUAUAGCAAUGAUUUUCUAAGUCAGCUCGCCGGAUUUCUCUACAGUCUUCAGCUAGUGCUGCAGCAGCAUUUGAGCUCUGCUCGCUUUGAGCUGCCCCAAUAUGCGCAGUUUUUGACUAAACUUAAGUGGUUUAAUCGUUUGCUGAACACAGCUCAACAGAAACUGCUCCAAAAUAAUGAGCUGCAUGCGCCGCUAAUGCACAAACAUGUGCUGCACUUCAAGUGGUUGCAGAAGCAUCUCAUAGCUGCGUUAGUAGAAGCCUGGCCUGAGCUGCUUGAGGUGCAUGAUGAGCUGCGUGAGAGUCUGCAACAGCUGAGCUCCUAUGUGCAGCAGACCAAGCGGCCAAUGAAUGUGAUAUGCAAAUUGUAUGCCAAACAAUUUACACAAUUUCAGCCUUAUUAUCUUGAGCAACAGAUCACACUGCAUGAACAAUUAGCGCAGAUGCAGCAGCUGUUGAAUGUGGUGCCACAGUAUGGCAACAUGGAUAGCAAAUUGUGGGUGCACAAGUGGCUGGCUCUGCACUCAGAUGAGGCACACAAAUGGCGCACUUUUCUGCAAAGACACAUGCCCAGCUGCCAGCUAAAGCAGUUCGAGCUGACAGGAAGCUGCAAAGGAAAGCUGCAGGAGGCACUGCUCAAACUGGAAAUGCAGCUUAAAGAGCAACAGCAGCAAGCAGCCACGGAAGCUGAAGUGCAACUAGACAUAGAUCUAACACAAAUUAAGCAGCUGCUCAAAGUUGGUCCGGAAGAGGCGAGCGAUGAGCACAUAGUUGACUUGAAAGCGGGCGAAUUGAAGUCCUAUCAACUACUGUUAUCCGUCGUGAGGGAUUUCUUUAUGGAACGUGCUCUAAGCCGAACAUUGCAUUCAGAUUCUGAUGAGCAAGUGAAUCAGCUCUACAGCGAGCAGCUGCUUACGCUGAAUGGACAGUUAUGGCAGUGUCUCAAUACGCUGAGCAGUAAGACCCACGCCAAUGUAAUGCUCGCCUGGAAAGAGCUACAACUAGUGCUACAGGGGCAACAGAAUGCUGAGGAGCUUACAGAGUUACUGCAGCAGCAAUUGGCAGGCAGCAGUUGCUACAAGGCGCUGCGCAGCUAUCAGCGGGAAUAUCGUCAAUCACUGCAAUGCUAUCAGCUGGAGAAUUUAGCCACGCGCUUCGAUUGCGCCCAGUUGCCCAGCGACACGGAGCUGAUGUGUCGCUAUAGCUAUCAAGGCGCGCCCUUGACGAAUGCACUCUUAGCGCUGCUUUGUCAGUCCAAUGGACAGAUGCUGGCAGUGCCGCUCAGCGAGCUGCAGCCCUGGCGGCAAGCUCUGCAACAAACGCGACAGCUGCUCUGGCAGAAUGGACAGCUGUUAGGACGCCGGCACUGUCCUGAGCAGAACAAUCUAGAGCUGGUGGAAGAAAGUGGCAAACAGCUGCUCAAGGAAUUGGAACAUGUGCAGCAGCAACAGCAGCAGCAAAUGGAGUCGGGCUUCGAAAGCUGCAUACAGCAAUUGCAGCAAGUGCUGCAGGAGCUGGAAUCAAAGCAGUCGCAAUCAAGUUUAGACAACUCCUUCAAUGCUGCGCUAGGUAAUGCGUUAAUAGGCGCUCUGGAGUUGUGCGUGCUUACACAUGCACCUCUUAUCGAUCCCGUGGAGAAGAAUCGCUUGAAGAAUCUGUAUGUUGCCGAGGAUAUAGAUUGUUUGCAGCAUUUGAGCGCUAGCUAUGAUUUCAUGAAGAUCAUCAUGAAGUACAAGCACUUUGGGCAACAGAUCUAUGAGCAGCUGCAGCAGCGCCUGCAGCAACUUCUGCAGCAACAGCAACAGCUCAACCAAAAGUUAGCCCUGCGACCAGAGCAAUGCCUGUACGCCAGCUUGGUGCAGGAUUUAAUGCACUUCUUGAAAUCCAACUGCGAUUGUCUUGCAUUGCAUAAAUUAAUUAUUACAAUCAAGGAGAAUUGGUCGCACUUUGCGGGUCCACAGGCGGCUGGUGAGAUGCAGAUGCGUCGCGGCGCCGAGCUAUUGAACAAACUGGAUCUGUGGUUGGCUAAUGCGCAGCGCUUUGUACAUCACACGCUGCUGCGUUAUGCUGCCUACUAUCAGGACUUUGUGCAGCCUAUCAAAUGCGCCGUGAACCAGCUGCGUUUUGGACUGGAGCAGUUGAAGCAGCUGUUUACUCGAGUGCUGACGGCUGGAAGUGCUCCAGAGGCACUUAAACUGGAGCAGACAAUCACACAGAUGGUUGAGUUUCCUGCGCAGCGUCCGUUGGCAAUUAGAAAUAGCCAUGUCUAUGGGCUGCUGGCCAAGCUGCCACACAGCGAACACGAAUAUUUCCGCUUGCUCAAGGCCAAGCUUUGCGAGCUGCGCAACUUUAUCUCCAUCGCCUCGAGCAUUGAUGAAACGAUUUUCACUGCUUACGAUGAUGCAUUAAGCAUUUGCAAUCGCACCUGGCAGCAGGAGGAGCAGCGUCGAAAGGAUCAACGCGCCGAGGAGGAGAGUCUAUACAAAACUAAAACCUUAGGUGGCAUAGAGGAUGAGGAGCUUGUCGAGCUGCAAGAGAUUGAGCAGAAUUUCCCCACCAACCUAGACGAGGACUAUGCCGACUUUGUGGAUCAGCCUACGCUCGAGCAGGUGCUCAAGCUGGAUAAAAAGGCGAGUACGAAGGCGAAGCUGGCGGAAAUAGUCAACGAACAAGAUUACGUCUUUCUCGCACGCAAUUUCAUCGAGGUAAUGAUCAGGCACACAACUGUUAGCUACCAGGAAAAGGAGCAGCAACAACAGGAGCAGAAGCACCUGCAACUUAUACAGCCCUACCAGGCGCGUCUCCAAGUCUUUGCUCAGCUGCAUGGACACUACAAGACUGCGCUGGGCGCCACACUCGAUGGCAGCGUAUACAAUGCGCUGAGCUUUGCGCUGGCGCUGCAGCAGAGGCAGUUGAAAGACUUGGAGCUGGAGGAGCAACAGGCAUCGCCUGCUGCCUAUGACUACUACAAGGACUCCAAUAUAACAGAGGUGAAUGGUUGCCUGAAUGUGAUGGAGCGCAUAGAGCAGCGAGUGCUGGCGCAGCUGGAACUCUAUCCGGAACAUGCAGGCCUGGCGGACAUUAAGCUGGUCAUCUCACGCAUACGGAAGCUGCCCGCCAAUGCGUCUGUGGUGCGCUUCAAUACAGGCUUCCAGCUGUUGCGUCAGAAGGUGGCUUUGUGGAACGAGGUGGCUCACAAGAAUAACAAUUUGGUCACAGAGGAGAUUGAGGUAGCGGAGUUCGUGCAACGCUGGACAAAGCUCGAGCUGCAGCAUUGGCGCAAUUGCCUCAAUCAAACGGGACAGCAAGUAGAGCUGCAAGGAUAUCGCUAUUGGUUCUUCAUCUACAAUCUGCUGCAGACCGAAGUGGAGCUUCCAGAACUGAUACGAACACUGCGACAGUUCGUCGAGGCCGCUUGCUAUGGAGAUUUCCACGUGCGACUGCAGCUGCUGCAUGGCUUCGAGAUGUAUUUGCAUAAUCUGGAGCGUGUGGGCAAGCGCAUGAAACUACAGCCGCUCAUAGCUGCUCUGCACAAUUUGCAGCUGUACUUUGAGCAGUUUAAACAGGAGGUCGCCGAGACGGUGAAAGCACGACGUGCUCCCAUUGAAAAGAAGCUGAGAGAGUUUGUUAAGAUACAGAGCUACAACAAGGAUCUGAGCUACUUCAGCAUGCGCAACAAUGUGGCCAAUGUGCAUCGCAAUCUGAACAAGUUCCUCAAGGAAUACCGACUGCUGCUCGAGCAGAAGAUCAGCGAGGUGUUCCAGCCCAAGGAUGCCACUGUUAAGGAUUACAGCAUGGAGAACGGCAAACUAAAGAACAAGACAACGCCCUAUUUGAUGGAUGCUCAGCACUUUGUAGCACCCGAACAGCUGCGCGAGAAGUAUCAAGUGAAGGAGAUGGCAUCUGAUGCUUUGCCUCUGCUUCAACAGCUUGGCAAACAUUUUGGCACUGCGCGCAACAUUGUCCGACAGACGCUCAAUCAGGCUAGCUAUGGCACGCUCCUAGAAGAGUUGGAUGAAGUAGUGGCUGUGCAAUUGGAACGUUGCGAGCAUCUGCGCAAUCUGAAUGUGGAUCGCAGCAAGGAGCGACCCCAGCAAAAGCUGCAGGCCAAACAAAUACUGCAGCAGAAACGCAAAGCUUUGAUAGAUCUCUUCAAGCUGCUCGCCCGACUGGGCUUGAGCUAUAGAAGUGGGCUGAUGGAGCUCACGCUGCGUGGUGAGUUUGAGAACUUCCAACUGCCACCGUUCAGCAUUAAGGCCAUGUUGCCUCAGCUGCACGGAAGCUGGCGCCAGCUCAAUCAGCAUCUGGAUUUGUAUUACAUGAAGAGCGUAUUUAAGCUGAAGCUGCUGCAGAAUAUUAUGUUGACGCCUCUUUCGGAGCUUGGCCCGCCCAACAUUGAACGCAUCAAGGGCUUUGCCGUGGAUCUGUUUCUUCACGUGCAGCAGCAACGUGAGCAGCUGUCCAACUCCACCAUUCAGCUGCACGAGCUGCGCAAUGCAUUGCAGCAGCUGCAGCAGGUAGCGCAGAUUGUGCUGCCCGUGGAGGUGGACAUUGAGCAGCUGAGCUUCGGCCCCAAGGCAGAUGAGUGUGUGCAGCUGAAGCAUAAACUAUGUCAAAUACAAUAUGUACUCCAGCAGUGGCAGCUGCUGCUGAACUGUGCGCCGCUGCAGCCCCUCAGUGAGCAUAGCGUCCUGCUGCACAGCAAGCCACUGCAUCAAUCUGAACUAUUGGAGCUGUGCGGCUUAGCUCUGCGUGGCAGUCAGGCGCUGCUGCGUGAGUUGGAGCAUGCACACACCGAGUUUGUGGACGGCCAAAAACUACUUAACUAUCAGCGCAACUAUCAGAAGAUUGUCGAUUAUAUUAGACAGGCGCUGGAGCAGCUGGACGUGGGUCACGAGGAGCAUUUGCCGCUGGCACAGCCGCUGCUGGCGCUCCUCCAGCAGCUAGAGAGCAGCUCGGGUGUCUGCGAAGCCAAAGCAGAGCCUGUCGAUCUAAGCAACGUAGAUACAGAGCUGGCUAACAUUGCACAUGGCGUUCUGCUGGCACUCCAGAAGAUCUACAAAGAGCACGGCAAGAAACCAGGGCAGGAGGAAGCCGAACAGCAAGAAGCGCUGAAGGAACAGCAUCUAAAGCAGCAUUUGACAGGCCAACUGAAUGCCAAUUGGGAACUUUUAAGCCUGCCUCGCACUCUGUCGAAGCUAUCCAAUGUGCUGCUAGUGCUGAAACACGCCAAUCCCAGCCAGGAGAAAUUGGUUUGCUUGCGCCGAGCGGUGGGCUUGCUGCCCAUACUUCAACAAUAUCAACUGCUGGCGGAUUACAUGCUGCUGCAGCAGCUUGGCACUCACAGAGUCUCCGCAAAGAUGUUGUCCAUUAUGCUUACCGCAUUUGUGGAAAUCGGCAGCAAAGGUUUCUGUGUGCCGCCGGAUCUUAUGCAGGAUGAGGAGGGUCAAUCCAAGCAGGACUCAAAGAAUGGCGAGGGCUUUGGUCUGGAGGAUGGCACCGGCGAGAAUGAUGCAUCGGAUAAAAUCGAGUCUGAGGAUCAGCUAGAUGAUGCCAAGCGGCCAGAGGAUCGCAAGGAUGAGGGCGACAAAGAGGAGCCCGACAAUAAGGAGGAGAAGGGCAUCGAGAUGAGCGAUGAUUUCGAUGCGAAAAUGCAGGACGUGGAGAAGCCAGAGAACGAAGAAGACGACAGUGGCGAAUCCGAGAAUGAAGAGGAGUUGAACAAAGAAAUGGGCGAAACGGAAGAGGGCGCCGAAAAGCUGGACGAUCAGAUCUGGGGCGAUGAUGAGGAAAAGCAACCCGAGGAAGAGGAACCUGAUUUGAAUGAAGAGGAUCAAGGCAAAGGCAGCAAAGAUGAGAAGGAUGAGCACAAUGAUCUGGACGCUAAGAACGAUGCUGCCAAAGAGGAUGGUAAGGAUGAGCACGAAAAAGAGGGCCUGGAUGCUACAAACGAGCCUAGUGGCGAGGACAAACGCAAGGAGCAGGCCAAGGAUAUUGAAGAUAUGAAGGAGCCAGAGGUCGAUGAAGAGCAAACCAAUGCCAUGCACAAUGAACUGGAAGAGCCACCAGAGCCAGAGGACAUGGAUUUGGGUGAUAUGAACAAUGUGGACGAAGGGCAUGACAACGAAGCCGAUGAGCCAAACGACGAGAAUCCCUUUGAUAUAGACGCCAUGAAGGAAAACAUGCAGCCAGCUGAUGAAGAAGAGAAUGAAGCCGAAGAGGAGAAGAAAGAGGAACAGCCCAUGUCGGAUGACAGCGAUUCAGAUGCAGAGGAGGAUGGCACGGAGAAAGAGCAAACACAAAAGGGCAAAGAUGAAGCAGAAGAAGAUGACAAUGCUGAAGAAGAACAAGAAAACACAGAACCAGAGACACAAACACGUGGUGAAUUGGAUAAAGAAGAGGAGCAGCCAGAGGAGACGCCCGCAGAGCCGGAGGCUCGCGAAGAGAAACCAGAACAGCACUCGCAAUCCAAGGAUAAAUCAAGCAAGGAAGACAAUGUGCAAUCUGUUCCAGAUACGGAGCAGAAUAGCUCAGCCGAUCAGGUGCAACAGCAGCAGCAAGAAGAAGAUAUUAAGCAGGAUCAGAAAAUGGACGAGCAGGAGACGGGCGAAGAGAAGGAUGGCGUGGGUCAGGCUGAAAAUGAUACAAAUGAUGGUGGUCAUCAGGGCGUAGCCGAGACCAAGGAAACUGUCUCUCAGGAAGAGCGCAAAAAUGAAAAGCAAACACAGGAGAAACGCAAGCAAGGACGUACAAAUGAGGAACGAUCCUUAGGUGAAGCUGAGCAAAACAAAUUAAAGCAGCUGAAAACAAUUGAUCAAAUGAAAGAAUCCAAGCAAAAGGAAAGCGAGCAGCAGGAUCAAAUGGAUGAAAACGUCGAAGCGGAGGAGUAUCAGCAUGUCAAGGAGCCAAAGAACAGCGAUAAAACUACCUUGGAUAAUGCCACAGAGGAACAAUCCAAGCAAAUCAAACACCUAGAAGAUGAAGAGCCUAAAGACGAAGCAGAGGGCGAAAAUGCAGAUGAGCUAAUGGCAGAUGAGGAUGUGCCAGCAGCGCAAGAACAGGAUGAUACACAACUGGAGCAACUGAGCUCCGAAAGAACCGAUCAGAAAUCUGAUAAACCCUCCAAAACGGAGCAAGCUAAGGAACGUGUGGAAGAGCCGCAGCAAAUGGAAAUCGAGGGCGAAGUGGUGGCCACAAUGACUGUGCCUCGCAGCGCUGAAACCACAGCGCACAGCAACACGGAGCUACUGCUCGAGAAGAGCCUGCAGGCCCAGGAGCUAAGCACAGCUGAGCAAAUUGAGCUGAGACAAAUGUAUCAGCAACAGUUGACCAGCGCGAAUCCCAUUCUGCCACAGCAUGAGGAUUAUGAGAGCUGGUCGAGUAUCUCCAAUCGCAUGACGCAAAAUGCUCGCGAACUAUGCGAGCAGUUGCGUCUCAUUUUGGAACCGACGAAGUGCACCCGCCUCAAGGGCGACUAUCGCACGGGACGACGCAUUAACAUGAAGAAGAUUAUUCCAUACAUAGCCUCACAAUUCCGAAAGGAUAAAAUCUGGUUACGACGCACAAAACCCGCUCAGCGCGAUUAUAAGAUAACCAUAGCCAUUGACGAUUCCAAGUCGAUGCACCAUAACAAUUCCAAAACAUUGACCUUGGAAGCUAUCUCGUUGGUGUCACAGGCUUUGACACUGCUCGAAAGCGGUCGCCUGAGCAUUGUGUCGUUUGGCGAGGCGCCGAAAAUUAUCCUAAAUCAUACGGAGCAGUUCGAUGGACCGCGUUUGGUAAGCGCUCUCAAUUUCGAUCAGGAUAAAACGAAAAUUGCGGGUCUGCUCGAUUUUAUACGCACCGUUAAUAUCGAAGAGAGUGGCUUGGGUGGUGAUAACGGCCUCUUUGAGAAUCUGUUGCUUGUAUUGAGCGAUGGACGAAAUAUAUUCAGUGAGGGCAAUCAGAAAGUAAAGAAUGCCAUUAAACUAGCUCGGCUGCAGCGCAUAUUCCUUGUAUAUAUUAUCAUCGAUAACCCUGACAAUAAGAAUUCAAUACUGGACAUACAACACGUCGAGGUCAAUGCGGAUGGCUCGGUGAAAAUCAAUUCAUAUUUGGAUAGCUUUCCAUUUCCAUAUUAUGUUAUUGUCCGAGACCUUAAUCAAUUGCCUCUAGUGCUCAGCGAAGCUAUGAGACAGUGGUUUGAAUUAGUCAAUAGCGAAUAGCGUAGCUUAUUAUUUUGUACAUAGUAAGUAGGUAACAACACGUACUAAAACUUAUUUUUUUUUAUAAACUUUUGAAAAAUUUGAUUCUUUAUAAUGUUAUGCUUAAGCUAAAUAAAUCAUAUAUUAACAUUUAUUGUUUUCCGAGCUUAAAUCAGCCGGCAG